This is a messenger RNA of Vespula pensylvanica (western yellowjacket), 1653 nucleotides long. Its product is annotated as pre-mRNA-splicing factor CWC22 homolog. Lineage: Eukaryota; Metazoa; Arthropoda; Insecta; Hymenoptera; Vespidae. The record is from RefSeq and is a predicted model, not a curated record. Bases 181 to 1653 code for a protein of 490 amino acids. The transcript is spliced from 4 exons.
UGUGUUUUCAUCGAAUUUACAGAGCGUAUCUGCCUGUAUAAAAGGAGAACCCUCGGGACUAGCAGCAUCAGCAGCUCUCCAGAGCUCAGAGGAAGAACAUCUUCCGAGUUUCAACAUUUUCUUCUCCAAAGAGACGAAAACGAAGAUCUUAGACAUCAUCAAAUUUCUAAUCAGUACAGAAUGAGGCGUACAAGGCACGUGGUCUUACCCGUGCGGUCCUGGCAGUACAUCGGCUUACUGCUAGUAUCACUGGCAUGCGUGACUUUCGGUUUGGUAGCUAGAGAUAGAGAAGGACAAGCAGGAAGUCUGACUGGUCCUGAACUCCUUCAUCGUGCUCCUCAUAACGUGGACGUUUGCCCGAAUUUGAAUCCAUUGGCAACAUCUUCGAUCUGUCUUGGUCUUUCGGAAAAACAAAAUCUCGCUUUGAAAAAUAAUGAAAGGAAAGAAAUCGGUUCCGAUAUCGUUCGAGUCGAGCGUAAAAAAUCGACCGAAUCGUGUAUCAAUAGGAACACACUUUUAGAAAGAAGGCAUAGAACGAUGAACGAACGUUCUUUCUAUCCAACAAAGAGACUGUCACGUUCUUUGGAACGAGUCGAUUCAAGGAUUGAAAACGUUCGAUUGUUUUAUCGUUAUUCGCCAAAUUCGGAAAUGACUCGAGAUGUAACGGAUCGUAGGAGAAAACUAUCAAGAAGAUCGUCCAAUGAUAGAUCUCGGUCUAUGGAACGUCGCGAGGAACAUGGAAUCAAACGAACAGACGGACAAAGAACUCUUGAUAAUCGUGAAUUGAAAGAACGAAGAGAACGAUUCGAAAUAGACACACGUAGAAAGUUCGAUUCUCGAGUUAUCGAAAAAAGAGAAAUCAGAGGACAUCAAAACAUUGAAAGUCGAACGAUCAGGGAGAAUGAAAGAAGUAUUCGAGAAAGGACUCAAGAUCGUAGAUCGAACUCUGUAGAAAGACAAGAAUUCAGAAGGGAAAAUAUGGAACGGCGUUUGAUAAAAGAACGAUAUGCUAACGAUCGUAGAAAUUCUCGAAUCGAUAGUUUGGACCGUCGAUCGAAUGUAGAUGCAGAACGUAGGAAUUCUCGAAUCAAUACUUUAAAUCGCGAACGUCGACUGAGCGUAAAUGAAGAACGUAGAAAUUCUCGAGCAAAUACUUUAAAUCGCGAACGUCGAUCGGAUGUAAGCGCAGAACGUAGAAAUUCUCGACUUGAUAUUCUUAAUAGACAACGUGGAUCAAGCCUAAUCACCGAACGUAGAAAUUCUCGACUUGAUACUUUUAAUCGCGAACGUCGAUCAAAUAUGGACGCAGAACGUAGAAAUUCUCGAUCCGAUACUUUAAAUCGCGAACGUCGAUUGGAUGUAAACGCAGAACGUAGAAAUUCGAGACUUAGUACUGUUAAUAACGAACGUGGAUCGAACUUAAGCGUAGAACGUAGAAAUUCCCGACUUGAUACUUUUAAUCGCGAACGUCGAUCGGAUGUAAAUGCAGAACGUAGAAAUUCUCGACUUGAUACUGUUAACAGCCAACGUGAAUCAAAUAUAAACGCAGAACGUAGAAAUUCUCGAGUCGAUACUUUAAAUCGCGAACGUCGAUUGGGUAACGUAGAAAUUCUCGACUUGAUACUGUUAAUAGACAACGUGAAUCAAGCCUAA